Molecule: messenger RNA, 2629 nt
Organism: Cryptococcus deneoformans JEC21
Lineage: Eukaryota; Fungi; Basidiomycota; Tremellomycetes; Tremellales; Cryptococcaceae
Product: protein-nucleus import-related protein, putative
Exons: 19
Coding region: 58-2511 (817 amino acids)
Biological process (GO): cytoskeleton-dependent intracellular transport; cytoplasmic microtubule organization
Cellular component (GO): cytoplasm; centrosome
Molecular function (GO): microtubule binding; dynein light intermediate chain binding
Source: RefSeq, a predicted model, not a curated record
GUGAGAUCACCUUGCCAUUCUCCUUCCUUCCAACCAGACAGCGCUCGCCGACCCGCAAUGUCAAGGCAGGAGAAGGACGCCUUGGUGGCGUAUGUCAACUCAUUCAAACUCUCAAAACCCAUCACAGACUUUGCACAGCUCGCAGACGGAAAGGCCUUGAUGGAGGCUAUGAGUGCCGUCGACUCGACACAUUUCAAGGAUGUACCUGCCAGAGGAGUAACCUCCCAAGCCUCUUCUUCGGAGAACUGGGUUCUUCGAAUGAAUUCCUUGAAACGACUUUACCGACUUCUCCUUUCCUUCCCUUUGCCAGCACCUCACCCUUCAUCUCUCUCACUAUCCAGCCUUUCUGAUCCACCAUUCUCCACUAUUGCCAAGACACCGACUAUGAGAGAAGGAGUGCAAGGUCUCCUACAGAUUUGCAGAUUCUGCCUGGCUGCAAGUGUAUGGGCACCAGGGAAUGAGAAGGUUAUCAUGCGUAUCCAGAAGUUAAAAGAAGAGCAUAUGGCAGAGUUGAUGAAAAGUAUUGAGGCAGUCACGGCAACUCUGCCAGCUGAACAUCAAAGACAAGAAAGUGGAUCAUCAUCCUUGAGACCAUCACCUGAUCUUUCCUACUCGCCACCACCGUCAAGCCUUCGAGAAGAACGGGACAAACUCCUGCAAGAGAAUGAUGAUCUUCGAACAAGAUGCGAGCGGAUGAUGGAACAGGUUGCCGACCUGACAUCCAAACUUAAAGAAACGAAAGAAGAGCAUGAAGAUGCGCUAGAGAGAUUAUCGCGUGGUGAAACUCCAGGCGCAGGUUUGAGGGGCAAUCAAGCGGCAGGAGCAAACGAAAUUGAAAGGUUAAAAGUCGAUCUGCUGAAAGCCGAGGAAAGUCUGGCUAAAGCAGAGGAAGACCUCGAAAAGCAAACCACGAGUGUUUCCGAGUUGACGAAGCAGAUUGAACAGUACAAAGCCGAAGCUGCUGAAGCUGGCAAGUUGAAAGAUCAAUUGGAUGAAUACCGACAUACUGCAGAUAGAUUACGGAAAAGCGAAAAUGUGAUCGAAAAGUACCGAAAGAAGCUCGAGGAGAGCGCCAACCUUCGAAGGGAAUUACGCAACUUGGAAGAAGAAAACGCUUCUCUUGUCAACACCAACUCCUCCCUUGAGGCAGACCUCAAGAAAGCCGUAGCGUUCAAAAGCCUUUUUGAUAACUAUAAAUCCCAAAUCGAAUCUUUCGAGAAACAGACAGCCGACCAGGCCACCGAAAUCACUGAGCUGAACCAUCAACUUGAAGUAACCCAACACCAGCUCGAAUCGCUUCAAUCAACGUACGAGCAGCAUCAAGAGGAGUUGCAACUUAGCCAAGAGAAGUUAAGAGAAAUUGAAUUGACCGGUGUUAUAUCUUCGAAUGGCGAAGGGUUAAAGAGAAAUGCGCCAGGAGAUAUGUCGCUGGGUGAUGAACUAGGCGAGCUUCCUGAUAAUGGAGACCGAGAAACCAAGACAGAUCUUCGUUUAAAAAUCAAAUCACUUCAACGUGAACUGUCCGACCUCCAAUCAUCGGCUCCAGUAUCUCAUCGCCUCAUUACUCUUGAAACUCUCCUUGCUGAUGCCAACAAAUCCAAGGAAAGAUACCAGGCUGAUUAUCUCAAGGCGCACAAGGAAGGCCUCAGAUUAUCAGCCACGUUGGAAGCGAUUAGGGAGGGUCGAGGCGGUGAUAACUCGCAAACCUCAGCGGCUCUCAGGCAGAGAUUGGAUGAGGUUCUUGAAGAAAGAGACGCGCUUCUGAGGGAAAGGCAGGAACUAGAGGUCGCCAAAGGAGAAGCCGAGAAAGCUUUGACUGCGGCCAAGGUUGACUUGAGCCUUGUCGGCAAAGAUAAACGUGAUAUUCUUGCUUCUUUGAGAAAAAGCGUAGAAAAGGAUGCGUCCGACCUUGGGAAGGAAGUCAUAGUGCUGAAAGAGCAAAUUGAGGCUUUAAGAGAGAAAGAUCGACAGAACCUUGAAGAGAUCAAGACUCUUUUGAAGGACAAGGUCAACCUUCAAACCGCCAGCAUCGACCAGCGAGAGAGAGCCUUUGAGAAAGAGAAAGAGUUCAGCGAACUCAAAGCUUCUAUGUCUGCAAGCGGCGUACCAGCGGAGACACAACAAAAACUCCUCGGUUUAUACGGACGUAAUACAGAGCUUUCAGCAGAGGUCAAAGCGUUACAAGAUAAGCUUGAUGUCUUAUCAAAGUCAGGUGGUACAUAUGACCAUUCUCCCUUCGAACAAGCUCAAAUCGCCUACGAAAAGCAGAUCACCUCCCUCCAGGCAGAAGUCGCUAAACUUAAAGAAUCCAAGACCGCUCUGAAGAAGCAAUACGAUCUUGAACAGCAACUUAUGCUUACUGCAUGGCAUGAUCUGGGCCAGAAGAUGGUGGGGGGGCAUUUGCAUGUGGCUAUGAAUGGCGCGAAGAGGAGUCAGGCAAAGCCAAUGCCCAAUGGAUGGCUCGGCCGACAGAGAAGGAUACAAGAGAAUGCUGGGUAUGCUAGAACUUAACUAGACGAUGGAGCGAAAGCAAAAGCGAGUUAUAAUAGUACGAGUAGUGUGACUUUGUUAGAUGUCAAUUUCAUUUUUCCAGUUGUCCUCACGGGAUGCAUAAGUUUCUGUCAUUUUA